GAGAGUGCACAGAGCUGUCCGCCAUCUUGUCAGCCCGUGUUCUCUCAGCCCGACUGCACCGAAAAAUUACAAAUUUAAUCGUUAAACGCGUUGAAUGCCCAAUUAAAACACCAGAAAGUACUGCAGUACACAUUUGCCCAAAGCCAGGAUAUCGUCUUGAGUACGCAGCGCCAAGUUGAAGGGGUGAAAAUUGCAUUUGAAAGUGGAAUUGUUGGUGCGAAGAAAAUUUUUCUGCAGCAAAAAAUUCCCAGGUCAAGUAACCACACACAGAUAGCACCGCAACAACAGCAAGAGAGCAACAAAGGCAGCUGACCGAGAAGAGCCGAGGAAGCAAAGGAAACAAAAGCGGCAACGGCACGGCUCCACAUUGGACAUGUCAUGUCAGCAAGCCUCCAGAUUCCAUUCAGCCACCGCCACAGCCACAUUAGCCAAGAGCACAGCCACCCGGAGGAUAGCCACAGCCGCAGCCGCCGCCGCCGCCGCAGCAGCAGCAGCCACUGCAGCAGCAACUGCAACUGCAACAGCGACUGCCACAGCGAUAACCGCAGCAACAGCAGCAGCAGCAACGCUGACGCCAGUGGAGAGCAUCGCCGGCAAGACGACGUCCGAGGACGCGGAUCCCUAUGCCUUCACAGAGACUGUGGCCGUCACUCCGCCCAUUUUAUUCAAUGCACAGAAAUCGAGAGCCCGCCUAAGCGACAGCAAUAGAGGCAGCAACAAGAGGCAGACGGCAGCAACAGCUGCGGCCAGCAGGAAGGCGAGUCUGGUGGCACAACUGAAUGCCACAGCAGCGGCAAAGGCGCAGGCGUCUUUGGCGAAUACCACAACGAAUUUCCAUCAUGUCACGCAAUCUCAGAGACAGUCGCCGGCGUUGCAGUUGCAGCUGCCAUUGCCGCUGCAAUCACAGUCGCACUCGCAGUCGCAGGCCUCGCCGAAGCGGGCCACCAACGUGUGCGUAGUCCGGCCGCAGCAGCAGCAGCUGGAGAAGAUAGCCACUUCGGAGUCCUGCCAGCCGCCGGCAGCACCGCCUCCGCUCUACGCCCACACUCCAUCGCUGUGGCAGACGCCACUGCUGCUCGACAACGGGCAAAAGCAACCGCAACAGCAGCAGCAGCAAACGCAGAAGAAGCAUGUCCAGCACCAGCAGCAGCAUCUCCUGCAACAUCUCCCGCAGCAUCAGCAACAGAUCCUCCUGCAGCAACACCAACAGCUGCUUCAGCAGCAACAACAGCAGCAACAGCAACAGCAGCAGCAGCAGCAAUCCGCUGCCAUUGCGUUGGUCAGCCCGCCCACAUCGCCCGCCUCACUACCUUCGCCCACUCUGCCGCCAGCCACCGCUGCAGUGACCGCCAUGGUGGCGCCGAUCUCCGUAUCGCCCAAGGGUGGUUUACCCCUGCCGCCAUCGAAAUUCCAUCACACCACACUGGCGCAACACCUGCAGAAGGUGGAGUGCUUGAAGAAGAAGAAGUCCUUGCCACUGUCCUGCCAAAACAACAACAAUAACAGCCAGCUAAAGAACAACAACAAUGUCGGGGAGUCGCCAAACAAGCCGGUGGUGCAGGGAACGAACUACAAUCAGACCCAGCCGCCACCGUUGAUGGUUUUUAACACGGGAACAGUAGCAGCUCCCGCGCCAGCACCACAGGUCGCUGCUCCACAGAAACAUUCCACCGGCAACAGCGUGGAGGACAGCGAUCUCAACGAGAUACCCGUCAAUGUUAUCUUCCGAAAGCCUCCAGCCGCGGGCGGACCAGCAGUAGGAGGUUCAGGAGCAACUGGCCAGGGAGCGCUGCAAUCCCGACCAGCGGGAGUGAAACUGGUGACUCCCCUAACGCCGCCCACUCCGCCGGAGAUAAGCGCACCGCCUUUGCUAGCGCAAAUGCAACCGCAGAUGCCCACAUCUUGUGUUCCAGCUUUAGCUCCCAGCUUCAAAGUGAUGCCACCAGCAGUUCUCAGCCCCAAGCUGGUCCCACCGGCUCCUGUUCCGGCAGCACCUGCUUCAACGAACUCCCAGCAGGUUGCAGCCACAGCUGUUCCAGCCAACCCAACCUCAUCAGCACCCGCAUUAGCCAAGAAAACUGAACAAAUGUCUUCCAAAGUGGCCAAUUUAAGCACCGCCAACCGUCAAGCACCAAUUGCUUCGAAAGGCGGCAGAAAAGGCAUCACUAAUACUAGCAACAAUAGAAACAGCCAGGUCGUGGCAAAGAAACCGCAGCUAACUUUGAUGCCGCCUCCCCAGGAGCCGAUUGCAGCAUCACCAAGCAAGUCCACUGAUACGGCUCAUCGCCAGCGACGCCGCAAGCCCGCCUCCAAACGCAAUGCGGCCACUCCAAGUGAGAACGAAACCUUUUUGGCCGACUCGCCCUAUUGCCUGCAACAGCACUGGCUGCAUUCUGCAAUCAAGGAUCACUCCCGCGACUCGCCGCUGUCGCAGAGCAACCGACGUGAGGAGCGGAUUGCGGUCCGCAAGGGAGUCCUGAGGCGCCAGGCGCUGCAGCUGCUGUCCACCAGGUCGUUGCAGGAGCUACCCAUGCGAGCGGCCAGACAGCGGUUGCAGUGCGUCCAGAACAUGCUGAUCAAGUACCAGGAUCACGCCGGCCAGCAGCAGGGAAUUGGAAUUGGCAACCGCUGCCUGGAGGCCAACUGCAAGCAGCCCACGUUGAGCAUGGCGGCACACUGCGAGCGCCACAUUGUGAGCAACAGCACCCAGCAGCUUUUCCAGCCCUGCGUGGCCUGGCGAAUGGAUGGCACGGCCUGUCAGGCUCCCGUCUUCGAUGUGCUGCACACGUUGGCCCUUUGCAAGGUGCACAGUCACCUGCGUUCCGGAAUGGAUGGAAGCCGUCCAGCACCGAAGCAGGUGCCCGUAAACAUACCCGUCGCCGAUCUGGCCGCUCUGAGUGUGCCUGUGAAGCAGCAGCGUAAGCGCAAGGCAAACACAAAUGCUGUGGCACGUCCGCAGAAGCGUGGCAGGAAGCCGGCGAACGAACCAAUGGUUAACCACAUCGUCCGGCACAUUAACACACUGCCGCUGGUUCCAUCGGCUGGUAUGCAGCGCAAGAGCAGCACCACCUCGCUGGAGUCCAUUGCCAGCAACUCGCACUCGUCGGCCACCUCGCACUCCCAGCCGCCAUACACGCCCGCAAGUGUGUCGGCUGCGCUUCCUGCAGCCCAGAACGUGUCCCAGCUGUCCAUUCCUCCAGCGCUGGCUCCACUCAGCGGGGAUUUCCAGCCUAAGCAGCAGCAGCAACAGCAGGAAACGCUCUUGGUGCCCAAAUUGGAGGUGGAUUCGCUGUUCAAGUUCGAGGCCGAUCAACAGCAGCAGACAAACUUGGGCCCAGGCCUACUUUCGCUGGACAAUGCCAAUAUCAAGGCCGAGGAGAUUAGCCAAAUUGUGGCCCAAUUGGCAGCGGCCGGUGGUGAUUUGCCCCAUCAGAACAACAAUAACAACAAUAGCAACCAUAAUAACAAUAGUGUGCACUUCAACAACAACAAUAAUUUGAACUAUAGCAACAAUAACAAUAACCAGCACAGUUUUCCGUCGUUCAACACGGCCUUUGGCAAUGCCAUGGGCCAGCCAACCAACUCAAUCACGCACAAUGGCCAUGCGGCACCCACUGUCCUGGCCAACACGGCAGAUCUGCUGGGCCAGGAUAUGUUCGGCAUUUGCGAGAACAGCUCGGCGUACGCCAGUUCGGAAGACACUGGCCUGGGCGGACUCAGUGAGUCGGAGCUGAUAGGCGCUAACGAUGCUGAUGACAUAGCAUUGAAUGGCGCCCACUUGCUGGAGGAGCACGAUCUGGUCAAUGUGUUCGACACGCUGCCGGACGAUGCCUUCAACGAGCUGUUCCAAUCCGUGCAUCAAGCCGAGUGCGAGGCCAUGGAUCGGGCCUUGGAGAUCGCCGAUAAGAACCUCAAGUGUCUGCAGCAGACGAUCGGCGGCUCGGCGGACAGCGCCUUUCUUAACGAUUUCCUGGACGUUAGCGACGACCUGCUGGCCGAUGCUGUGAUGCACUCGCCGAACACAUCCGGCAUCGAUGCCGCCACCCUGUUCGUGGACAGCAGCAGCGGCGGCGGCAACAGCAGCAGCAACGGCGCCUCCGACAUCCGGGGCCUGGUGCAGACCUAAUUCCGGCAUCAGGUCGGAUUUGGGCAACGUUCAGAGUUCACUGAGAAAGAGAUUUUCCAAACUAAAUGUUUCCCCUUCACUUUCGGGCAGCUUUCGCUAAGAGUAUUUCGGUAUUUUCUUCUUUUGGCAAUUUCCUAACUGCAAUUCUGUUUCGGCACACUCUUCUAUAUGCUGCUUAAAAGUUAUAUGCAUAAUUAAAAAACAUUUAAGAAAAUCAUAUAGUUAUGCGUUUUUGUGAAAAACCCAAAACGAAAAAAAAUUACAAAAAUUAAAAAAUCUUUGAAAAAAUGUCCAAAAAUA
This is a messenger RNA of Drosophila biarmipes, 4426 nucleotides long. RefSeq lists its product as uncharacterized. NCBI's taxonomy places the organism in Eukaryota, Metazoa, Arthropoda, Insecta, Diptera, Drosophilidae. Bases 374 to 4126 code for a protein of 1250 amino acids. The transcript is spliced from 6 exons. The record is from RefSeq and is a predicted model, not a curated record. Gene Ontology annotation, cellular component: nucleus.